AUGGCUUAUCAGAAUACAUCAAAAGCAAAAAAACAAGAAGAAAAAUAUGUGCAACUGAUAAGGGAUUUAUCCGCUUUACCACAAAAUAAACAAUGUUUUGAUUGUCACCAAAAAGGACCUACCUAUGUGAAUAUGACCAUUGGAAGUUUUAUUUGUACUGCGUGUAGUGGUUUACUUCGCGGUCUAAAUCCACCACAUCGUGUUAAAUCGAUUAAUAUGUCAACAUUUACACAAGAUGAAGUUGAAUUUAUUCGCAACCACGGAAAUUCGUUAAAUAAAAUGGUUUACCUCGGUCUGUAUGAUUCAAAUACAGGUUUUAGUCCUGAUCCAAAAGACACAGAACGAUUUAAAGAGUUUUUAUCUCAGAAAUAUGAAAGAAAACGAUGGUUUGUUUCACCUACUGAAGCUGUCAAACAAAAAGUCAAAGCUGAAACAGAUGCAUUACUAGAAAAAGCAAAUAAUAACAACACAAAAACACCUACAGGUUCUACGACAGUAACGUUGUCACAAACAAACAAUACUCCAAAUUCAAAUCAUACUCACAGUGAAAUACAUCCUCCUCCGCCUCUUCAGCAACCUAGUCGUACAUCUAUCUCAGCAAAUAAUACUCAACCUCCAAUGCUCUUUUUUGAUGCACCAGUGACUACAUCAUCAACCACAGUGGAUUCAACAACAUCCGAUGUUUUAUUGGAUGUCUUCUCGUCACCGGCAUCUAUAUCACCGACUACAACUAAUUUCUUUAACAAUCAGACAUUUAGUUCGUUUACGACACAACCACAAAAUAAUGGUAGUAAUUGGAGUGCAUUUGCUGAGAACACUAAUGUAAAAUCUUCCGAUAAAGUACUAACUCAGCCACCAUCUGAACAGAUUGACAAAUAUGCAGCAUUAUCUGAAUUAUUUACUCCUCAGAAUACAGUAAAUGAUCAUUAUACUCAAAAUUCUUAUUCAGCAUUUGGCGCUCGAGGACAACGAACAUCUAUACCGAAUAUUUCGUCCUAUGCAACAGGAACAUCCAUAUUACCUACCAGCAAUUCAAUGUUCGCCAGCUCACCUAGCUACACAAAUUUUCAUAUGUCUCAACCGACUUCAGUAACAUCAAAUAUUCAAAUGCCUGUUUCAUCAUCCUAUAUGUCAAAUGUACAAGGACAAACUGCUAAUUCUCCAUUUAAUACAAACCUGAAUUAUUUUUCGUAUCCACCUCAUCCAGCAACAACUUCUUUUGCCAAUAAUCAAUCUUUUAAUCCUAAUCCAUUUCAAAAUCAAAUGAUGAUGCCAUCACAGCAAUCAUCAACAGGUCUCCCAUUUAUGGCACCACCUAGUAAUCAAGAAUCUUUUAGAAAAAAUAGUAAUAGUAGAGGAGGUGGUAUUUCAUUUGAUGAUCAUUCGAUAACAGCUGAAGAUAUAACUGAACAUACUCCAUUGAUCGACAAUGUCGAACAAAUCCAUCCUAAAAUUCGAACAACUGGCAUCAUCAUUUUUCACAUUUUUCUUACAAUCCUUUUUGAAGCAGCUAUAAUUGUUUUACCACUUUUAUGCCAUCCAAAUAAACAAUGUGUAUUGCAUGGUUAUGUUUAUUCUCUCUAUAUUCAUUCGGCUAGUUGGUUAUUCAACGUAGCUUUCGAUAGAUUUUAUCAUUAUCAGCAGGAUAAGUCACGGCGUAAUGGUUAUUUAGAAUUUUAUCGUAAAACGCACAAUUUAAGAAGAGCACCACUGUUUAUUAUCUCAGCUGGAAAUGCGAUUCUUGUUUCACUAAUCAAAGUGCUCGAAUAUUGUUAUGAUAAACCAUGUACAUCGUUAAAAUUAAGAGCAUGGCAUUUUUUACAAUUUCUUACCACAAUCGAAGUUAUUCUGAUGAUGAUUGCGUUAGUGUGGUAUUUAGUUCUUACAAUCAAAUUCAAUAGUCGACGUGCUCGACCUGAUGCUGCACAAGAAGAUUCAUCGGGAAGUUUUGCGGCAACACAAACAUCUAUAUCGGAAAGUGGUUCUCGAAACGAAGCGUAUACAGAAAAUAUACUUGAAAAACAAGCAGAUAUGAUACGUUAUUUACGUGAACGUAAUAUUUAUCUUGGACGUUUAGUGAUGCGAUAUAAAGAAGAUUUAGAUUCGACACCACAACGUUCCAAUAAUAAUGUUUAA
Messenger RNA from Didymodactylos carnosus, 2136 nucleotides. Lineage: Eukaryota; Metazoa; Rotifera; Eurotatoria; Philodinida; Philodinidae. The record is from the annotation of a GenBank genome assembly.